CUUUGGGCAACAUUGCAUAGACAGCGCAACCGCAACGCAGAAAAUCAAUACACCGUGAUGUAUUCCUCUUUUUAAAAUGAGAACGUGACAAAACAUUAUUUAAUUCAUCGAAGAAACCAUUUUUAUUUAAAAAAAUAUCUGUUGAGACUUGAUGCUCAUUUUUUAUUUAUUUACAAAGUGAUGAGUAUUCUCAUAGCUACGGCGUGGUAGAACAUUCUGCGCGUAGAAUAUCUGCUUUUGCUGCAAAUUAUAAUUGUUAAAGGUUCUUGUUGAGUAAGGUCAAGAAUAUACUUUAUACACCAACAUAAUUAUAAGUUAAAAUGGAAGAAAUUAACGGGGAGCUUUAUGGCGAUGGCCUCGUCAGUCUCGGAGAUGAGGGUUCUCUGGAGUCUACUGAUAAUGGGAAGAAGGAGCAAAAUUGUAAAAUUUGCGACAAUAAACUAUGCAGUCCUCGUGUGUUGUCUUGUCUUCAUGUAUUCUGCGAAGCCUGCAUUGAUAAAUUGAUGGUCAAUGAAGCCGGAGAUUCACUUAAAUUUGAUCUGGCUGUGGAAUGCCCAAUUUGCAAUCAGGAAACUAAGAUACCUGGUGGCGGAGCUGCUUCACUACCGUCAGACUAUGUUCUUACCAACAUUUUGGAUGUUUCGGCUAUGGAUCAAUCCGUUGUGUGCACUUGUUGCAAGAGCAAGGAACCAGCUGUGGCUAGGUGCACUGAUUGUUCUCAUUUUCUUUGUUCCAAUUGCAACUCUGCUCAUGAAUUCAUGAGAUGCUUUGAAAAUCACAGAGUGGUACCGUUCGAUGCGCUAAGGUCUUCUAAGGAAAAAUCUGCCGUACACAAGCCGAUUUUUUGCACUCAACAUGCCGGAGAAAGCCUAAAAUUUUACUGUUGUGAAUGCGAAGUAGGUGCUUGCACCGAAUGCCUGACUGUGGAUCAUAAAGUAGGUGAACAUCGUUGCGAGAGAAUUGUUGAUGCUGAGCUCAACAUUCGUGCAGAACUUCGAAACUUUAUCGUCGAAGCUAACACUCGAGCAGCAACUGCGGGCAGCGCGUCUGCUAAACUUGAUGACGCUCUCGGAGAUCUGCAACAUCAACGCGAUGAAGCCGAAAAUGUCAUAAACGAGGCUUUUCGUGCUUAUAAACUAGCCAUCGAAAGGCGUCGUGAGAAAGCUCUAGAAGAACUGGAGCGUCUCCACAAGGAAAGGGAAUUGAAAGUGAUGGAUUUAUAUGACCGGGUAGAUAAAACGGUUCAACGCAUAGAUUGUGCUUGCAAAUUUACGGCAAGGUUGCUUCGUCGCGGAGAUGGCACUGAAAUUGUUAUGCUAAAGAAAACUGUCGCUUCUCAAUUUGCUCGUUUACUUGAAGGCGCACCAGAAUUCGAUGUUGAUUAUUCUCUGGAGUUUGUAUCGAAACUAGACAAAUUCGAUACAAUUGUUGAAGAUACAUUUGGAACAUUUCGAACUGAAACUACUCGAGCAGAAGAACGCAAACGCGCUAGCGAGUCAUCUGCUAUUGUAUCUAUGCCAUCAAAUUCUCACUCGCCUGCAGUGUCUGUGACAAAUGCUCCUGUAUUUGAUGAUUUUACUUUGGCAAAUGUACGACGCGUAACCGGAGUUUCGGGCGUUGGAAGCAUGGUGGGAGUUUCCGGAGUCGGCGGAGUUCCUGGUAUAGGAGUGGGCGCUGUGCCUGGAGUGGGCGUAUCUAAUACCAGUGUACUCCCUGGCGGAGUAAACUUAAACAGCGUACCGGGUGUGAGCGCCGUCGCUGGUGUAGGCGGUGUACCCGCGCUGCCAUCAAUGGUGGAAUAUAAUUUGCAACAACUGGCCAGCAUCGCAGAAAAGGAUGUGCCGCCGCCACCCCAUGCAUCGCCAGCCCCAUCUUUUACUCUCGCUGAACUCCUUGCGGGAGACCUGAACUCUCCUCAAGCGUUCAACAAUUUGCAAGCUCUUGCCAAACUUGGAUUAAAUACUGAAGUGAAUGGAUUUGGCGGUGUUGGUGGUGUAGGCGCCGUGGGUGGUGUGGGAGGUAUCGGCGGAGUAGGUCCUCGUGGCGUGUCCCCUGGACGACCUCUACUAACUGCUGCAGAAGAAGCGGCACUUGUGGCCCCGCCUGCUCCCCUUGUGCGUUCUAACAAGGCCACCCCGAUGCAUAUUAGAUUCAAGUUUGGCCAACUCGGUGGAGGCAAAGGCCAAUUCAACUCCCCACACGGAUUCUGUCUUGGAAACGAUGAAGACAUAAUUGUCGCCGAUACCAAUAAUCAUCGCAUUACGGUGUUUGACAAGUCUGGCAACCAUAAAUUUAAUUUCGGAAUUGCCGGUAAAGAAGAAGGUCAGCUGUGGUAUCCCCGUAAGGUUGCUGUCGUCCGUGCUACUGGAAAGUUCGUCGUUUGUGAUCGCGGCAAUGAAAGAUCGCGUAUGCAAAUUUUUACCAAGAAUGGACACUUCUUGAAGAAAAUUGCUGUGCGAUUCAUCGACAUCGUCGCUGGCUUGGCUGUGACUGCUGAAGGACUCAUUGUCGCUGUGGACAGUGUGACCCCUACUGUUUUUAUAUUGUCUGAGGAAGGUGACCUCAUGAGCUGGUUUGACUGCAGCGAGUGCAUGAGGGAGCCAUCGGAUAUUGCUAUUAGCGGCAAGGAAUUCUACGUAUGUGACUUUAAGGGUCACUGCGUAGUAGUUUUCGACGACGAGGGCCGUUUCUUGCGCCGCAUCGGGUGCGAGAACGUGACCAACUUCCCGAACGGCAUCGACGUGUCGGACGCCGGGGACGUGCUCAUCGGCGACUCGCACGGCAACAAGUUCCACGUCGCCGUGUUCUCACGCGACGGCGUGCUCGUCACUGAGUUCGAGUGCCCUUAUGUCAAGGUUUCUCGUUGCUGCGGAUUGAAAAUAACCUCUGAAGGAUAUAUCGUCACUCUGGCUAAGAAUAAUCAUCAUGUUCUAGUCCUCAACACCCUUUACAUUGUCUGAGGAGUUACUCGAUUGAUGGCUGUAAGUCUGCAUACUACAAGAUCUCACAUUUAUUCCCUAUAUAUUUAAUAUUAAUUGCUGUUUUACAAAGCUUGUCAUUUUUGCUAAACCAGUAUUUGAACACUUAUUACGUUAUUUUGUGUUAAACUUCAUGUUAGUUUCAUUCUAACGUUGUCCACCAGCAGUGAUGCAUUUGGUGAUCCUUUAUAAUAUGCUUCGUGAUUUAUGUUUGGUGGCAUGUAGGUAUUAGAGUAUCAAAUUCACUAGUAUUGCUGCUGUGGACAGAUUACAAGUCAUUAUUUCCAAAGUACUGAUUACUUGCGUAUAAUUUGGUUUGUUCAUCUUUCAUUUUUAUUUUACGGUUGCAUUUAGUUAUAGUAACAGAAAAUCCAAAGGUUAGUAUAAUUAUUACUUUAAUUUUGUUUUCAAUUUAGUCCACUUAUAAUAUGUUAUAUUUGGUCAUGGAAGGUCGGAAGUUUCGGUUUGUCAUCAAAUGUGUAUCAACCUCGCUGUUAUCCUAACCCAGUGCUAUAUAAUAACAUACGUAUGUACAUCACACGACUACGACGAUUUUAUUAAUAGCGUACGUAGAUUUAGUUACAAUCGACGUUAAAUGUAGAUAUCUUUAAAAAUAUUAUGUAUAGGCCGAAACUUAAUAUUGUAUUGAAAUAUACUGCCAUAACCAAAUUUAACUAAAAUUCCCAUCGACAGGACUUCUGAUUUUGUUUCUAAAUUUAGCAGCUGGUAUGGUUCCUAGUUCGAGUGAAGUUAAAACAUGUCAAUUAGGGGACUGCGUAGGAGUGUCGCCUCAAAUUAAACACUCUUUAUUUCAAAUCUUUUGCCCAAUAUACGUAUUAUUUAGAUAUUAAAUUUUAUUUUUGAGACCAACGGGUUGUUUGAUAAUGAACAAAUAUAAACGCACAAUUGAGUUCGUUACGAAAUUUUAGUCUUGUUGUGACCAAAGGAGGCGACACCAAAAUAACGUGCCAUCUAGUUUAGGUUAAUCUCGUAUACAAUAUUAUAUAUUGUCCGUUGAAAAUGUUAUAUUUACCAUUUACAGAAUUCUUGUGUGUAUACAAAAUGUUUUUCGUGUACUCUUGUUUUGAGAGCCUAUAACAUAUUUGAAAAAUUUCGAUUCGAUAGGCAUUACAUUACUAUCAACAUGAUUAAGUUUAAUUUGUGUAAGUGGAGUUCAACAAAAUAAUACAACAAUAUAUCUUAAAAGAAUUGCUUAUGUCAAGUAGUAAUUUGCGGCAGCGUAAUAUGGAUAGUCACAGUAUAAACUCUAACAUUGCUUCAUCUCAUUUGGCAUGUUUUUGUAUACAAGCACUUUUCUUGAUAUAAUUUCAAUCAUGAGUUUUAUUUCUUCUUUCAAAUGUAAUACGAGCUGUUAAAAUUAUAUAUUGUACGUAUGUGCUUAUAAAGUAAGAAUAGCGAUACUUAUUAGGCGCUCCGGGCACUUUCAUGUUAUGUUAUUAGUAUCUUAAAAUCUUGUCACGUAAUAAUGCAUAUGUAAUGAAAUAUCUAUCGUAUACACGUCUUUUAAAUACGUGACGUUACAAAUAUAAGCAAUAUGUACUCGUAUUAUGUUUGACGUACAAAUAGCAAAAAUAAUAUGUAUAUGUAUAUAUCUAUUGAGUAUGUAUAUUGUAUAUAUUUUUAUAACUAUCCAUGUUUACAUUCAAAAUUGAAAAUUUAGUUUUUAGGAAACAGAUGUUACAAAUAACAAUUAAUAAAUAACUACACGAUAUAAUAGAUGUUCACACUUUUGGGUUUUUAAUAUUAAGCAUUUUCGUUAAGUGAUUCGAGUAGAAUUAGAUUCAGCGAUAAUAUACAAUAUUUUGAUAUUGUAAUUCAAGUAAUGGUCACUUACAAUUUGUGCGUGUGCGCGAAAGUGUUACGUUGAAUCCACGGUGUUUCAGCUGUAAUGGGCAUUAUGAACAUAUUGUAAAAAGAUUUAAAAAAAUAAUCAUCGUCAUUAUUGCUAUUUAGCGGGAACAGGAAUCAAUGUCGAGGGAAAACCUUUAUUUUUAUUACCUCUAUUAAGUCACCAUUCACGAAUAUAUUGUACAUGACCAUUAUUUUGAUUUGCAGCAAUAACUUUUUGUUUGGACGUAGUACUUAACAAAACCACCUAAAAUUUUUAGUGUGAUAUUUUAUUUGCAGUCAAUUUUAAUUGCAAAAGGAUGCUCUCUAAUUUAUUGAUUCUACAAAUGUUCAGUGUCAUGAUAGGUUUGUUUAAACUCUAUAUUCUCGUUUGAGUUUAAAAUAAUAUUACGUCGCUUUUAGAUGAUGCAGCAACGAACCUACGUCUGUCACAGAUUUUAAUUUUUAUUCAUUCUGCUAUACUGUUUCUUAAUGAGAAUUACAAAUAUUUGGAAAUUAUUCUAUUAUAUAAAUUAAUGUUGUACUUAAUUAGCAGUAGGUAUUUAUUUUAUGUAUUUGUUGUGUAUUGGAACACUUUUACAAUAUUCGAUACGCAAAAUUUGAUGUGAUAUAAGCAAUAAUAGAGAGACAUAAUGAAUCAACUUAUUAAGACUUAUGUGACUCAAUAUUUUGAAAGACACGUGUGUAGGUCGUUACGUGGCCGAGGGGAAGCCAGUUAUAAUUUAAUUUGACAUUUGAGUCUGAAUCCUCUAUUAAUUAGUAAGUAACUUUUGGGUUUAUUUUUCAUAUUGUUUUUAAGUUAUUUGUUUCAGGAUUUUUGUCCCGAUAGUAUUAGGGAAUUUUAUUUUCUUUAUUUUAACUAAGUUUUAAAUAAUGAGUCCACAUACCACUCGCGAAUGUGCAAGUGUGAUUAAUACUCUUAUUUUGUCGUUUUAUUGUUUUGUUUAAUUGUAAUAUGUUCUGGGCCUAUUAUAUAAAUAGUAUUUUGGCCAGUGUGUUUUAGGCCUUUAGAGUUACGAAUUUUACUGCCAAAUUAUUUUCUUACUAUAUUUGUGCAUGCACAUAGUAAUUAUUUUAUUGUAUAAUAUGUAAAAAUUAGUUAUUGAUUGUUGCCAAUUUUUUGUUUUAAUAUCCAGGGUUUUAAUAUUAUAAUGUUCAAUUUUUAAUUCGUUGUCAUUUUCAAAAUUAUUGUGUGUUAGUGAAGUAAAAUUAACCGAAAUAGAAACUUAUUAUUGCCCCAAAGGGAGCGUUUGACGCUAUUAAUAAAUAUUGCUUUAGGGUUGCAUAAAAUGAUUAAAAAGUGGUGUGAUAAGUUUUGGAUAAUUUUACAAAUUAUACUAUUUUAUGUGUGAUUUCCAAUUUGAAAAUUUCAAAGAUGAAAGCGAUUAUAUUAUAAUCCUUUGAAAAAGUUGCAGUAAUUUUUCCAACAUUCGAAAGUAUUAUUAUUUUUUAUUUCCUUUGGUUAUGGUGAUAAUUCAUCGUUGAUUUUUCUCUGUUCUUGCCAUAUAUCUUACGUAGGGAUCAGAGUAGAAAUUUUUGUAGAAGUUAGUAUUUUUCAAUUGAUAUACACAUAACAGUAUCACAAGUUUGCCUAUAUGGUGGUGUUGUUUAGAAAUGUUUAUUAGUGGUUGGUGCGGAACACGGCGGGUAUUCGCCGUGUCUGCUUGGCUGUAUAAUUUGCCGUAGAAGUAAGCACUACGUCGUGAAUUUAAAGGCGGGUCAAAUGGUAUUUAUUGUCCAUUGACAUUACUUGAUAAUAAUUGUAUCAUUAGAGUACAUUACAGUAGCCUUUCUCGGGAAUCUUAAAAGUUACCUAUAUACACUUUAAAGCAAUUUUGGUAAAUAUAUUUCUCUUGAAUCUAUAUUCCUUUAUGUAUCCAGCAAUAAAUAAUUCAGUAGUUGUGUAGUAUCACUGUAUAUGGCACUGAAGGCCGCAAACGUGUUUGGUGUAUGAGAUUGUGUUAAGCGUUCGGGUAGAAGUUAGGAAGUGGCUGGUUUGCGCUGUCGGUGUCAAAUAUAGUGGUAGUAGUAGGGUUCGCAGCGCACAAGGUGAGCUCUAAUGUUAACUCUCCCUAUUGGAGGUGGGCGUAUUGCCUAUUAGUGGCACCAAGCACAGCUCGUUGGGUUCCGGUGGAGUAUUAUGGCAUUACAAAUCGAAUCUACCAUGAAUCAUAUUACUUGACUGUGGGUGGGUUCCAGUAGAAUACGUUUUAGUUUUUGACAAUUCCACUAAUUAAAUAUGAUAAUUUUUGAAAGAGCAUGCUCAAACUAUUGAAGCAAUUUAAUUUUAUUCACCCACCUCACCGGUUUUAUCUCCACGUAACUAAUAAUAAGGUUGUGAGCUCUAUUCCCAUUGGAAUGUUAAGCCACAUGUGUGCUUGUGCAAUAAAUAUCACAGUUUGGAUCUAGGCUUUUAAAUUAUUAUAGAUUAUAUACAUUGUUGAGCUGAUUAUAAAAAUUUAAUAUAUUAUUAUACCUUUUAAUAUAUUGUUAAAGAAUUCUAAUUGCAUUCCACAUCUAGAGUGAACGAAUUUGAGAUGACAGUUUUCAGUCUACAUUAUACAAGUUAUUUUUUUUACAAUUGUAGGAUUAUUAGCAGUUGCCAAUGUUUUUCCUUUAGUCAGUAAAAGUACAAAUAUUUUAAUAUACAAUUCUUGGUAUUUACGUAUUGUAGUGAUCUUUAUUUUAAUUGAUUCUCUAACUAUAAGCAUAAUUUUUUUCGUGUAAGCGGCCAUUUAGAUAUUUCUCAUUUCACAAAUUAUUCAGUAAAUAACAAAACAUAUCAUACCGAAUCAAUUUAGUUUACAUAGAAAUUGUCAGCAACUCUGGUGUUUUACAUAAUCGGUUUAGGUGUACCGUAAAAUGGCUAUUUCUUUUAUUUUUAAAAUUAGUCUUUAAGUAUAUGGUAGGUAACAUUUUCUUAUUUUUCUUGUCAUUUUUAUGUUUAUAAUGUAAAAUUUAUGUAAUAGUUAGUGUGAAAGGUGCAAGUUCCAUAUGCAUACCUAAUUUUGAUCCAAAGAUUUCAAUUAUUCCUUAUAUAAUUUAAUUAUUUUAUUCUCAAUAUACAAAAAUGACAUUUGUGGAGUGUGCAUCGGUAUUUGAUACUAGGAUUAACAUGAAUUUAUUCUGUAGAGUUGGUGCAGCCGAGCAAAUCUCUACUAUAUUCUCUUAAGAAUAUAUUGCUCAAUAAUUUAAUUCUGUUAAAGUAUUUUAAACUUAGGUGUAGUCCACGUCGAGGUUAGUGUGAAUGUGGACUUCCGACACGAAAUUAUAUCUAACAGACAAUACCCUCCGUAAACAUUGGAAGAUAUAAUAACUAUAAAAGUUGAAGUUUCAUUAGAUGUAGUUGUUUGCCUUCACGGCGGCUUGCCGCAGAGUGCAAGCUGCACGGGGCUCCAGCAGCAUCAACACACGGCAAUGUCACCGGGUCUGAAACCAUUAUACUACACUGCUUGUAUGUACUUAUUACAAGCAACAUGAUUACCACACAAACAAGCUUUGCACUCAUUUAGCUUAUAUCCGAUUUGUCUUUUUAUAUAUACUUACCACGAACGAAAGUAAUGGCAGUUUAGAUAAUGUCUUCAGUACACCUUGUGUCAUGGUGUUGACUGCACAUUUAUAAUAUUUUGCCCCACAGUCAACGAAUAAUUGUUAUAUUGUAAUCCAUACAGGAGUCUCUGCUGCAUUGUGCCUAGAUCUUAGAAGUUAAUAGUAUCAAGGUAGAAUUAAUCUCAAAUAUUUUGGCUCUUUGAAUAUUCCAUGAUAUUAUUUUGUUUUUCAUGAAAAUGUAUUUAUAUUAUAUACAUACAUACACUUAGUAAUAUUGUAUACAUGAAUAUACAUUGCGUGGUUUGUAACUUGAUGUUUAAUUUUAUUGUAAAAUUAAGAUGCCCAACUGGUUGUCUGUCCACAUGUAGGGAGAUGUGCUGGAAUUGAGUGCAUUGGGUAUUAUUUAAGCUGCUUUUUUAGUCGCAACCGUUUUGAUGUUUAUUGUGGACAGAAAUAAAUUUAUUUAAACUGGUUGCACAUCUUAUUUUGACCAAUUUCAUUCACCGCUGAUGUUACUUGAGAAUUUGGACGUUUGUGUCAUUGCACUCAUUCUUUUUAGUUUUAUUUGUGGCGAGUGCAAGUUUUCACGUGAUCUUAGCGGUCUUAUAAAAAUAAGUCUUUAAACGUGAACUGUGGCCAGGAUAACAACAGCACAGAGCAGUGUAAUUCAGAGCCUGCCUAAAAUAUAUUUUUGUCAUGAUUUUAUUUAGGUAUAUACAUGUUAUUAUUCACAUAUUACAGUUUUCUCAAUAUUAGCUUGUAUUUUAAUUAAGAAAUAAUCAUAUUUAACAUUGCCAGGUGAUCAGCAACCUGCACUUUAAUAUUUUUGGAAACUAUUGAACUUAAAUUGUACUGACUUUAUAAAUAUAUUUACUUCAAUAAAGAUUUUCCAUGCCACUAAAA
Manduca sexta (tobacco hornworm) is the source of this 9299-nucleotide messenger RNA. RefSeq names its product brain tumor protein (gene mei-P26). Gene Ontology annotation, biological process: positive regulation of DNA-templated transcription. The record is from RefSeq and is a predicted model, not a curated record. The transcript is spliced from 9 exons. Gene Ontology annotation, cellular component: nucleoplasm; chromatin. Bases 321 to 2960 code for a protein of 879 amino acids. Gene Ontology annotation, molecular function: ubiquitin-protein transferase activity; zinc ion binding; protein binding. NCBI's taxonomy places the organism in Eukaryota, Metazoa, Arthropoda, Insecta, Lepidoptera, Sphingidae.